AUGGUCUACGGCCUCGUUGCUCUCUUUCCCUUGCUGCUCGCCGCGUGGCCUGGCGCCGUCUCAGCUGCGACCACAGCCCAGACCGGACUGGACGACGCGAUGAUCGCCAAAGUGAAAGCUAACCUUCGACAAAUCGCCACACACAGCUGGGAGAUAGGCGCCGAGCUCGAGGCGUUGACUGAGCUCGAAUGGCCGACUUUGGCGGUAUUCGAAGGGAGCCUGCCUCCGCCGAGCCAGCUCGUCGCUUCCGACAACGCGACAGACGUGAUAUCCAUCGCAACUCAGGUUGUUAGGAACAUUACCGACCCCUCCGGCCCGCUCAUUGACGGUGACGGCGCUGUUGGCGACCCGGCCAGCAUCGGACAGGCUGUGCUCUUGGCAAACUGGACGCGCACAAACCACAGCGACCUUUCUCUUUCCUACGCUGCCACGAACCAGCUCAACUACCUUCUCGAGGAUGCUCCGCGGUCUCAGCAAGGUGCAAUCUCCCAGCGUGCAGAUCAGGUGCAGCUAUGGGCGGAUUUCGUCUACAUGGCGCCCCCGUUCAUAGCCUACUACGGCGGUAUGCAGGGAGGUGACGAGGGUCUCAGCCUGCUCAAAGAAGCCUACACUCAAUGUGCGCUCUACCGCGAGCACCUCAACAACGAUGGCAGUGGUCUCUGGAAACACAUCGUCUGGGGGUCCGGCACUGACCUCAACCACUGGGGUACUGGGAAUGGCUGGGGUGCCGCAGGCAUGCUCCGUGUUCUCCGGACUAUUCAGCGCUCCGAGCAUGCCAAGACUCUCGCUAGUGAAACAGAAGAUCUCACGACGUGGGUUGACGAGAUCCUAACGGCGGUCUGGAAGUUCCAACACUCGAACGGCACCCUCUUCAACUAUAUUGACCAAGAAGCGACCACUACUUUCGCUGACACCGCCAGCACAGCCCUCCUCGCCGCUUCCUCCUACCGCUACGCCACGCUCACCGGUAAAUUCGAUCACAUCGCCGCCGCGUCCAAGGCCUUCGACCUCAUCAAGGCCAGCCUUACUGACGACGGCUGGCUACUCGGCACGACCGACCCGCUCACCUUCAGCGCACCCUCGAAGGCCGGCACCUUCAGCCCCGAAGGCCAGGCAUUCGUCCUCCUCCUCCAAGCUGCGUGGCGCGACUUCAACGCCGCGCCGAUCACGCAGGUUCGCUGCUCGCUCAUGGCGAUCCCAGGCAUCUCGACGUCCGGUUGCUAG
Messenger RNA from Epithele typhae, 1224 nucleotides. RefSeq names its product glycosyl hydrolase family 88-domain-containing protein. Lineage: Eukaryota; Fungi; Basidiomycota; Agaricomycetes; Polyporales; Epitheliaceae. The transcript has 7 exons. Bases 1 to 1224 code for a protein of 407 amino acids. The record is from RefSeq and is a predicted model, not a curated record. Gene Ontology annotation, biological process: carbohydrate metabolic process.